Penicillium angulare is the source of this 1269-nucleotide messenger RNA. RefSeq names its product phosphoinositide binding protein ATG18. Gene Ontology annotation, cellular component: extrinsic component of membrane; cytosol; fungal-type vacuole membrane. The transcript has 5 exons. Lineage: Eukaryota; Fungi; Ascomycota; Eurotiomycetes; Eurotiales; Aspergillaceae. Bases 1 to 1269 code for a protein of 422 amino acids. Gene Ontology annotation, biological process: nucleophagy; autophagy of mitochondrion; protein localization to phagophore assembly site. The record is from RefSeq and is a predicted model, not a curated record. Gene Ontology annotation, molecular function: phosphatidylinositol-3-phosphate binding; phosphatidylinositol-3,5-bisphosphate binding; protein binding.
AUGGCGAUGAACUUCGUGACGUUUAACCAGGACUACAGCUACCUGGCUGUUGCCACGCCGAAGGGAUUUCGAAUAUUUACAACAGAUCCAUUUGCCAAGAGCUAUGAGACCAAGGAGGGGAACAUUGCAGUGAUUGAGAUGCUGUUUUCGACUUCGUUAGUGGCUCUCAUUCUUUCCCCUCGAAGGUUACAAAUCACGAACACCAAGCGCCAAUGCACAAUAUGUGAAUUAACGUUUCCAACAACCGUUCUGUCCGUCAAGCUGAACCGCAAACGUCUUGUUAUUGUCUUAGAGGAUCAAAUCUUCCUAUAUGACAUACAGACCAUGAAACUUUUGUCCACGAUCGAUACAUCACCGAAUCCACAUGCGCUCUGCGCCCUGGCACCAUCUUCGGAUAAUUGCUAUAUGGCGUAUCCAUUACCCCAAAAGGCACCGGCAGCAGCGAAACAGCCAGCUCAUGCUCCGCCUGGUACAACACACGUUUCACCAUCAACCGGGGAUGUACUUAUAUUUGAUGCCGAAAAGCUCGAGGCCAUCAACGUGAUCGAAGCCCACCGAUCUCCAUUGGCUUGUAUCACUCUGAAUAACGACGGGACCUUACUUGCAACUGCAUCAGACAAGGGAACCAUAAUUCGUGUGUUUUCUGUCCCAGACGGCCACAAACUGUAUCAGUUCCGACGUGGCUCCAUGCCUUCACACAUUUAUAGCAUGUCUUUCAACAUCACGUCUACUCUUCUAUGCGUCUCUUCGUCUACUGAAACCAUUCACUUGUUCAAACUUACCCAACAAGGGUCGUCAUCAGAUGCUUCAUCCUCUCACUCGCCUAUCGGUCGUAACCUGAGCCUUGGAAGCUCAAUUGGAAGUGGGCAAGAUGAUGAUGAAUCUGAAAAUGCCUCUGGCCCGUCAUUCCGAAAGCACAACGGUACCCUGAUGGGGAUUCUUCGCCGAACAUCUCAAAACGUCGGAGGAGUUGUCGCCGCUCGCGUGGGCGGGUAUCUUCCCAAGGGCGUCAGUGAGAUGUGGGAACCUGCACGAGAUUUUGCAUGGUUCAAAUUGCCACGAUCGCAAGGUUCAAGCGGAGCCGGCAAUACAGGCCCUCUUCGAAGUGUGGUUGCAAUGAGUAGCAAUACGCCUCAGGUCAUGGUAGUGACUAGUGAUGGGAACUUUUACGUUUUCAAUAUCGACUUGUCAAAGGGUGGUGAAGGUACCCUUACCAAGCAAUACUCGGUUGUCGACUCGAAUGACAGGCUGGGCACGGUGGAUUAUUGA